Molecule: messenger RNA, 1230 nt
Organism: Selaginella moellendorffii
Lineage: Eukaryota; Viridiplantae; Streptophyta; Lycopodiopsida; Selaginellales; Selaginellaceae
Product: cilia- and flagella-associated protein 45-like
Exons: 3
Source: RefSeq, a predicted model, not a curated record
UAUUUGGGUUAUUUCUCAUGCUGUGUUUAUUUCAGGACGCUUCAAAACGCCGCGAGGCUUACAGAAGAGCAGCUGGACGAUGUGAAGCGCAUGAAUCAGAUGAUGCUUUAUGCCAGAUGCGUAACUAUCAGAGAUGAGCAGAAGAAAGAGAAAACACAAAAGUUCAAGGAGCUUAAGGAUUACAAUCAAGAGGUGCACGAGGCCAUGAUGGCAAAGAUUGUGAGAGAGCAGAAAGCACAUGAUGAUCACGAGGCUCGAAGGCAUCACCAACGAAUGGAAGGUGCAGCGGUCAUAAGGCAUCAAAUAAAGGAAAGAGAGGGUCACAGAAAAAUCGAGGACGAGCUCAAGCAACUCGAAGGAAUCCGUAUCCGGAGGCAAGCGGAGAAGGACAAACUUGAAGAGGAGGAAAAAGCUAAAGUGAAGCAUGAGGAGGGACAGAAACUUUACAAGGCGCUGUUGGAAGCAAAUGCUGCCAAUACGGAACAGAGAAAACUGAUGAAGAUGCUGGAGAAGGAGGAGGAGCAAAAGAUUCAGCUUUACAACUACAAGAAGGCUGUUGCGGAGCAAGAGCGAGCUGACGAGGCCGAACGGAUCCGUAAGCAGAAGGAGCUAGAAACUGCUCGCCUGCGAAGCAUGCAAGAGAAGGCGCAGGGUCAACAGGCAGCGCUGGACGAGUUGAGAGCGCAGAGAAUCCAGGAAGCCGUGGAGAGGGAGUGGAGGGAGAAAGAGAAGGCAGCUGCGGAGCGCUUGAGAAAGAUGAACGAGGAUCUGGCCGAGGCAAGGGAGCAGCAGAAGAUGUUUAAGAUCACGCAACUGGCGGAGCAGGCUAAACAGGAGAGAAUCGAGUUCUUCAAGAUCAUAAAGGAUCAGCAAGAGGCACUGCUCAAGGCUAAGAUACUAGCGGAGGAGCAGCACAAACGAAACCUUCACCACAGGGACGAUAUAAUGGGACAGAUUGCAAAGAACAGGGAGGUCAGGCUCAAGGCCAUCAAGGAGAAGUUUGAAGAGGGUGCAAGAGCUCGGUUGAAGCUGCUCGCCGAGUUUGAGAGGCUACGACAGAUCAAAGAAAGGAAGCUCAAGGAGUUGGAGGCUGAAGGAGUGCCUGACAAGUAUAGAGCGGAAUUGGCACGUAAAAAGGUUGUCAUCAAUUGAGGCCGGGAAGGAAAAUUACUUACAGGUUAUUUAAAACUGGUUUUUGGGAUUGGGGAUAAAAAAUCAGCUAUGGCGUCU